This is a messenger RNA of Chara braunii, 4203 nucleotides long. NCBI's taxonomy places the organism in Eukaryota, Viridiplantae, Streptophyta, Charophyceae, Charales, Characeae. The record is from the annotation of a GenBank genome assembly.
UUCGACACACCAUCGAGUUGGUCGAGGGUGUUGUUCCUCCAAAGGGGUGCGUGUACCGUAUGGGACCCGGCGAGUUGGAGGAACUCCGACGACAGAUCGAUGAGAUGAUUGACAAAGGGUGGAUCAAACCAAGUGAAUUUGAAUUUGGUGCUCCUGUGUUGUUUGUGCCAAAGAAAGGAGGUAAACUCCGCAUGUGUAUUGACUAUCGCGGUCUAAACCGCAUCACGAGAAAGAAUGUUUAUCCAUUGCGUCGUAUAGACGACUUGCUUGAUGUUGCAGGCGGGUGCAAGGUCUUCUCCAAGAUCGAUCUCAAGUCUGGCUACCACCAGAUUGAAGUCGAUCCUGCGGACCAGCACAAGACUGCGUUCAAAACACGCGACGGGCUUUAUGAGUUCACCGUAAUGCCCUUCGGUCUUACGAACGCACCAGCCACUUUCCAAAGCCUCAUGGACAAGGUCCUCCGCGAACAGAUUGGCCGGUUUGUGGUAGUGUACCUGAAUGAUAUUAUGAUCUUCAGCAAGUCCAUGGAGGAACACCUCAAGCAUCUUGAGGAGGUGCUCGCUAUCCUCAAGAAGACGCAGCUCCAUCUCAACUUGGAGAAAUCAAAGUUUGGGAAGGAUAGCGUCAUCUAUCUUGGGCACCGGUUGUCUGCUGCAGACCUAGAGCCUGAGGCAACUAAGAUUGAGGUCAUACGUGAUUGGCCUCAGUCGGCGAACAUACUCGAAUUGCGUUCUUUCCUUGGUCUCACGUCGUACUAUCGGAAGUUUGUACCCCGUUUUUCUAUCAUUGCUCGUCCGUUGUCGCGACUAACCAAUAAAAAUGUGUCUUAUUCCUCGGAUGCCGUGUGUACGGAAGCUUUUCGAACUCUCAAGGAAGCCUUGGUAAGUUACUCGGUACUUCGCAUUGUAGAUCCCAAACUGACCUUCGUAGUUACUACGGAUGCAAGUCAGUAUGGAAUCGGUGCAGUGCUGCAACAAGAUGACGGCGAUGGCCGGCGGCCACUCAAGUUCUACAGCAAACGAAUGCCCAGCGUAAAGGUAGCCACUUCCACCUACAUGCGCGAGCUCUACGCUUUGCGUAUGGCCGACAUUGGAGGGGGGAGUGGCGAUUCUGGACGGAGGAGGCGCAAAACGGUAGCAGAAAAAGGAAAAGAAAACGUUGCAAGCACCUCCGCUACACCCACAUCCACAGUGACCUCGGACCCUUCGCUGUUCGUUCCACAAGACAAGGCGAGGCAGGACAAGUUGCAGAGGGAGAAGCCUGUGUGGAAGUACGCAGAACAGGGUCAGGAAGCCGGGGCGAAAGGGAAAGGCGAGUAUUGGGUGAGGUGUCGGUUGUGCAUGCAGAUUUGGAGGGGCACGAGCUCAAGAGCGGUGGAACAUCACCUGAAGACGCAGAAACCUUGUCCAUUGUGCACAGGGGAAAUGGUGAAUGAGCUCGUCAACGCCGGGGGGAAAGUGUUGCCGGGUGAUAAGAAUACGCGGUACUUGCUGAAGAAUUACAGGCAGCUGCACGGGAUUCCGGAAGGGGGGGUCGAUCAGACGGAGAAGGCCGACGAGGUGGUUGAAAUUCCCGCAUACCUUGAGCCACAGCCACCGCCCACUGCGGGCAGGGCUGCUCCUCCAUGUGAUGCAGGGGAUUUGCACAAGGAGAAUGCUUUGGAUGCGGCGGGGGGUGAGGUGUCGGGGUCGAACACACGACUGUCCUCAUUGCAGCAGUCAACAAUAAGGAGGUGGGUGGACAACAAUGCGCAGAAGAAACUGGACAUCGCAUGGGCGGAGGCCAUGUUUCGUGCUGGGAUCCCGUUCAACUUCCUAAACUUCGAAACCACCCAGAAACUCCACGAAGUGUACCUACAGGUGGCAAAGUCAAGACCGCAAGUGAAACUGCCCUCCUUCAACCACAUGAGGACCGUCAUGUUGGACAUUGUGUACAUGCGAGUGCAGAAGACGGUGGAGCCAUUGACGACUUGUUGGGAUGUGAGCGGGUGUACGUUCAUCACAGACGGAUCGAGUGAUCGUCGGGAGCGGCCCGUGAUGAACUUCUUGGCAGCUGGGGUGGAUGGGGCGGUUUUGGUGGUGACGGUGUCAAUGUCCGAGAGGGAGAAGACCGGACCUGCAUCGGCGAAACUUUGGGAGAAGAUCAUGAGGGAAAUCGGACUGCGUCGAAUCAAUGCGAUCUGCACUGACAACGCGGAGGUCAACAAAAGGGCGGCUCAGAUCUUGGAGCGACGAACGGACAAGGAGGUAGCAAGGAUUCCGUGGGUUCCUUGCACUGCGCAUUGCUGCAGCCUUCUCUUGCGCGACCUCAGCAAACUCGAUUGGGUGAAGCACACCGUUAAAAGGGGCCACACAAUCGUCAAGUUCAUUAGAAAUCACCACAGCACAAACAGUCUGAUGAUGACAGUGGACGAUUCACUGUCUCUUUUGCGGCCCACGGAGGUGCGCUUCGGGUUAAUCUACCAAAUGUUGGAGAGGAUAUACGACAGGAGGGCGGUAUUGAAGGACAUGGUCAACGGUCGUAAUGCAGCAAAGUGGAAUGCGAUCCGAUGGUCCACGUCGAAGUUGAGGGCCAGAUCGGAUCUGGUGUACUUCACACUGAGGAGUGAUGAGUGGUGGACGGGGUUGAACAAGGUGGUUGAGGUGAUGGAGCCCGUGUUCGGCCUCUUGAGGCGGAUGGAUCAGGACGGUACCGCUCCCACAAACCUUGUCGAGUAUGACAACAUGAUACAGAGGAAACUUAACCAUGUCGUUCUCAUGGUGGAGCAGCGGGCGAGCGUGAUGGAGAAAGUCAAAGAUCGCAUGAAGAUGAUGCGGCAGCCCGUCCACGCAGCGGCCUUUCUUUUGGACCCGCGCAAGAGAGAUCCGAGGUGGUUGCAUGACCAAGACAGUGCGCUUGUGCAGAAUGCCAUGCGCUUUCUCUCGAGGCAGAAGAUUGCGAUCAAGGUUAUGGGCAUGUGGAGCACCGCAUCGCCAGUGGAGAGGAACUGGGCUUCCAUGGACUUCAUCCAUUCCAAACGGAGGAACAAGUUAUCGCCAGAAAGCUUGGCGAAGCUAGUGUACAUACACUGGAACAUGCAGCUACUGCGUGUUCCGGAGACUAAGAACAACGGAUUUGUGGACUUGUGGUGUGACUUCGUCGAGCCCGCCCCGGAGCCUGAAGAGAACGAUGGAUCGGUGUCGAAGGGGCCCGAGGAUGAGGCUGAGAAGACAGAGGAGGAGAUUGUAAGGGAACAGAGGCUCACAAAGACUCUGAAGGGAAGGGUUCCAAGAAAUCUCGAGGACAAGGACGAAGAGCUCACAGAUGACAGUGAUUUGGAUGACGAGCUGUGGAAGGGGAAAUGCGGAUUCUCGGAGGACUCAAGUGGCAGCGAAGAGGAUGAUGACGAUGACUCCGAUUUUGAGCUACGAUCGGAGUCGUCCGUCCCAGGCACGAUGUACGUCGGAAGGAGGCGUACCGGACGACAAUGCAGAGAGCCACGCCGGGCAGCGAUGGAGCCCGGGGUAAGGGAAACUUCACUGUACAAUCCGCAAUCUGAUGUCGAGUUCGCACGCCUAGACACGGAUGUUGAGACGUUGCUGGAAACGAGGGUGGACAAAGAUGAGGAGGAUGCAAACCGUGCCAAGGCUAUGGCUGACCGGGAGACCGAACUCGUCAACAAACGUAUGAUGGAGGAGGAGGCCCGCCGUGCAGCUAUCCCGACCAGGAGAGAGAUCGAGAGAGGUCUCAAACAAGCCAGGGAGCACCAACAACAGAUCGAUCAGGCAUUGGAGGUUGUUGAAGAAGGAGAAGAGGAGGAGGAGGAGCACCAGGCUGAGGUGGGAGAUUACAUGUCACAGGAAGAAGAGGCGGAGGGCAUGGUGCAACCGCAGGAGGGAGAGGAGAUGGAGCACCAAGAAGAAGAGGAAGGCACGGUGCAAGGCGGGGAGGAAGAGGAAAUGCAGCAGGAAGAGGAGGGGGAAGGAUUGGCGCAGCAGAAGAUGCAGCACGGCGAGGUCGAUACAGCCCGCAAAGACGAGCCCGUCCCACAGCGACAGCAGUCUACACACGCAGGCCCCGGCCAGCGGAGUUUCCGGAGUCCGAGGCGAAGAUACCGGAAUUCCCCGCAAGGAGGGAGGAUGUCCAGCAUGACAACCUGUGGGUGAGCCGAGCGGGCAGGAAGAGAAAGGAGCCAUCACAGGACGCUCCUGCACAGCCAAAACA